This is a messenger RNA of Myotis myotis, 1949 nucleotides long. It is a transcript of the gene NKX2-1, whose product is annotated as NK2 homeobox 1. Gene Ontology annotation, molecular function: DNA-binding transcription factor activity, RNA polymerase II-specific; RNA polymerase II cis-regulatory region sequence-specific DNA binding. Gene Ontology annotation, biological process: cell differentiation; regulation of transcription by RNA polymerase II. Gene Ontology annotation, cellular component: nucleus. The record is from RefSeq and is a predicted model, not a curated record. NCBI's taxonomy places the organism in Eukaryota, Metazoa, Chordata, Mammalia, Chiroptera, Vespertilionidae. Bases 1 to 1110 code for a protein of 369 amino acids. The transcript is spliced from 2 exons.
AUGUCGAUGAGUCCAAAGCACACGACUCCGUUCUCAGUGUCUGACAUCUUGAGUCCCCUGGAGGAAAGCUACAAGAAAGUGGGCAUGGAGGGCGGCGGCCUCGGCGCUCCGCUGGCGGCUUACAGGCAGGGCCAGGCGGCGCCUCCGGCCGCGGCCAUGCAGCAGCACGCGGUGGGGCACCACGGCGCCGUCACCGCCGCCUACCACAUGACUGCGGCGGGGGUGCCCCAGCUGUCGCACUCCGCCGUGGGGGGCUACUGCAACGGCAACCUGGGCAACAUGAGCGAGCUGCCGCCGUACCAGGACACCAUGCGCAACACCGCCUCGGGCCCCGGAUGGUACGGCGCCAACCCAGACCCGCGCUUCCCCGCCAUCUCCCGCUUCAUGGGCCCGGCGAGCGGCAUGAACAUGAGCGGCAUGGGCGGCCUGGGCUCACUGGGGGACGUGAGCAAGAACAUGGCCCCGCUGCCAAGCGCACCGCGCCGCAAGCGCAGGGUGCUCUUCUCCCAGGCGCAAGUGUACGAGCUGGAACGACGCUUCAAGCAGCAGAAAUACCUGUCGGCUCCGGAGCGCGAGCACCUGGCCAGCAUGAUCCACCUGACACCCACGCAGGUCAAGAUCUGGUUCCAGAACCACCGCUACAAGAUGAAGCGCCAGGCCAAGGACAAGGCGGCGCAGCAGCAGCUGCAGCAGGACAGCGGCGGCGGCGGCGGGGGCGCCGGGUGCCCACAGCAGCAGCAAGCGCAGCAGCAGUCGCCGCGCCGCGUGGCGGUGCCGGUCCUCGUGAAAGACGGCAAACCCUGCCAGGCAGGCGCCCCGGCGACGGGCGCGGCCAGCCUGCAAGGCCACGCACAGCAGCAGGCGCAGCAGCAGGCGCAGGCCGCCCAGGCGGCGGCGGCGGCGAUCUCAGUGGGCAGCGGCGGCCCCGGCCUGGGUGCGCACCCGGGCCACCAGCCGGGCAGCGCGGGCCAGUCUCCGGACCUGGCGCACCACGCCACCAGCCCCGCGGCGUUGCAGGGCCAGGUCUCCAGCCUGUCCCACCUGAACUCCUCGGGCUCGGACUAUGGCACCAUGUCCUGCUCCACCUUGCUAUAUGGUCGGACCUGGUGAGAGGACUCUAGGCCGCGCCUAGCCCAGCACACAGCCUCAUUGCUUCCCCUCCUGCCCGCCAUACACACCAAGCACCCGGCUCUCCUAGCCUAGCGCUUCGGCUUUUCUAAAGAACCUGUCCGGUUUAGACCAAGGGAAAAAACACAAAGACCAAACUGCUGGAUGUCUUUCUCCUCUCUCUCUCUCUCUCUCUCUCUCUCUCUCUCUCUCUCAAAUUUGUGGGAUUUUUUUUAAAAAAAGAAAAUAAAAAUAACCAAGGGAAUCCAAUCCUUUAAGGAACCUUUAAACAGAGAAGGACAUAACAAGAACAACUUUCCAGGUGUCUUUUAGGUGGUUCAAAUGGUUUCCCACGCACGGGCGGGGCAUCCUCUAUGCUGACAUGGCUCCGGACUCUAAGGAUCACAAACUUCACUCUUGGUUCACUGUGCCAGCCAGCAUAGUGGACUCACUUGUAAAUACCAAGAUUUCUUUGAAGGGGAGAUGGGGGCUGGGGAGAGGAAGGACACUUCCACAGAACCCACUUGUCACUGACACAAAGGAAAUGCCCCCUCCCGAAACCUUCCGCUGCCGGGCUCAGCCCGCUGGCCCUGGCGAACUGUUUCAUGUUUGAUGUGAACCUGUAGCUGUAAAAUGCUGUCAAAAGUUGGACUAAAUGACUAGUUUUUAGUACUAUGUACAUUUUACUGUAAAAAAACAAAACUAAACAAAACAGUCCCGGUCCCAUCCCCAGCCCAUCAUUUUUUUUAUGGGCACUGACAAAUCUGUGUAUAUUAUUUGGCAGUUUUGGUAUUUGAAGCGUCAGUCUUUUUCUGUUGUAACUUAUGUAGAUACCUGACUUA